Cucurbita maxima (winter squash) is the source of this 1661-nucleotide messenger RNA. Its product is annotated as alpha N-terminal protein methyltransferase 1-like. The record is from RefSeq and is a predicted model, not a curated record. Gene Ontology annotation, molecular function: methyltransferase activity. Gene Ontology annotation, cellular component: cytoplasm. The coding region runs from base 146 to 1087 and encodes 313 amino acids. The transcript has 8 exons. Lineage: Eukaryota; Viridiplantae; Streptophyta; Magnoliopsida; Cucurbitales; Cucurbitaceae. Gene Ontology annotation, biological process: N-terminal protein amino acid methylation.
AUAACCAAAGUUUAUAACAAUCUCACAGUUUCUUUCAUUUCCUCAGCUGGAAACUGUGUUCUUAAUUCCCACAAGCUAAACGAAGCAAGGAAGGAAAGAAAAUCAGAGGGAGGGAGUUCAGAGACGGGGCUCCACGCCUUAGCCAAUGGACGUGAGCGGUGCUGAUACGGACGGCCGCGAAUUCAAGAAUGCAGAAGAGAUGUGGAUGGAGCAGGUUGGAAACCCCACCAAGCGCACCCAAUGGUAUCGCGAAGGCUUAGGGUACUGGCAAGGUUUAGACGCAUCGGUAGAUGGCGUCUUGGGCGGCUAUGGCUAUGUUAAUGACACCGAUAUCAUGGGCAGUGAAGUCUUUCUCAAAUCCAUUUUGGCCGAACGUUUCCCUUUUGCUGGAAAAGACCGCCCCCUUGUGGCUCUUGAUUGUGGUUCUGGUAUUGGAAGAGUCACGAAGAAUCUUCUUAUCAGAUAUUUCAACGAGGUUGAUCUUGUUGAACCUGUAUCACAUUUUCUAGAGGCUGCCCGUCAAAGCUUGGCUCCAGAAAAUAAUGGUGCCUCUGAUAUUCACAAACCCGCUAACUUCUUUUGUGUGCCUCUACAAGAAUUCACGCCAGAUGCAGGCAGAUAUGAUGUUAUUUGGGUUCAGUGGUGUAUCGGGCAUCUCACUGAUGACGACUUUAUCGCAUUCUUUAGAAGAGCCAAGUUGGGUCUAAAAGCUGGCGGAAUUUUCGUUCUCAAGGAAAACAUUGCAAAAUCUGGAUUUAUAUUAGAUAAAGAAGAUAGAAGCAUCACAAGAUCGGAUGUAUACUAUAAACAUCUAUUCCACCACUGCGGACUCUACGCAUAUAAAUCAAGGGACCAAACGGGAUUUCCCGAAGAACUAUUUCCGGUGAAGAUGUAUGCGUUAACUACAGAGAACAAACAGCCACUUAACGUGCAAAUCCGUACUAGAAUGAACUGGAAACAUGGAGCUUCUCGUUUUUCAUGCAUGCAAGGGAAUGCCACUGCCACUGCCACUGCCACUGCCACUGCCACUGCCAUCUAUCCCAAACCCCUUUCCCGUUGGCAUCUUAAAGCACUGUGCAUUACAUAGUAGUGCCUUGUUGCUGAAAGCCCUACCUGCCUCAAGUCAAGUUCAAAUAAAGAUCAUAUCAAUUUGGUGCAAUUUACCAGUUAAACUUUCAUUUCGACCUCUGCUUUAACAAAAUUUUCAGCUGAUCCCUUCUCUUUCUCCAACCCCUCCCCAUUCAAGGGAAGGGUUGGAGAACCAAGCAAAAGUGUAAUGAUAGGUGUGUGUGCGGGCGAGUGAAAUAGUCGAGCGUAGAAACACAAAUUAGCCCAUAUUUCAGAAGCAAGCAGCUACUAAGCUGAGCUCACGUUCCACAAUCAGAAGGUAAAAUGUAGAUGAAUAUCAAACCCUUUAUUUAUCCCAAUCAAACAGACUAACACAAUUGGAAACUAGAAUCGACAAGCAUAACAAGAGAACAAUCUAUCCGUCCAUAACUCAAUAGAAUAUAUUGAAAAGAACUCGUGUUCAAAACUUCGAUGAAAGCAUCAUAACGAGCUGUGCUAAUAAAACGUUUAAACGAGUGACAGUUACUCGAGCAAUGUGUCAUAUUAUGCUUGCCGGAAUCCAAAACCAAUACAAAUAACAAUUCUCAGAAAAA